AUGGCCUGCACUCAGGGCCAGGUGUGUCGUUGUCCCGUGUGCUCGCGCCAGCUGCUAGCUCACCCGGCCUGGCGGGCUGGAGCCGUGAGUCUGGCGGUGCGGGAGUCAGCUCCCCAGCUCUCUGUGCCUGACCUCUCCGGGCGAAUUGUCGAGGUCCCUGCGCCAAGGUCCCAGCAGAUUCUACAGCCGCCCCCCUCGCUUGAGCAGCCAAGGCCUCCGCCAAAACCCAAGGAGGCGACGCUGAGCAGCCCGGCACAGCCUCCCCAGCAAGGCUCCGCGUCGACCCCGCCACUCCUCGUCGUCGUCUUCCCCCAGUCUGCACAGGAACCGGCGGCCCCGGUCCCGCUCCCGCAAACGGUGCCUUUGCCGGGCUUGGAGCUCGAAGCUUCCAGUCAAGUGGAUGUGGCCGUGCAGUCGCCAGAGGCGCUCGCAGACACGUCCCCAGCGUCGCUCCGGGAACCUGGUUCUCUUCCCAGUUCUGUGGACCCCCGUGAGCUGUUUCCCGAAGAGGCCAUCGCACCGCCCGAGGAAGUUUCUGGAUCAGCCUGCCAGAAGGCAUGGGGAGAAGGCGAGGUCCCGUGCGAGACCGCUCUAAGAGCCGCCUCGAUCGUCACUUUGGAGGCACCGCUCCACGACUUCACAGAGAAACAAGAGGAGUUGCCCUCGCCACGCAGCGCGCCGUCCGAGUCUUCCGAAGGCCCGCCUCUACGGGAGGUGCCUUCGGCACAGGAACAGCAGGCGCAGCCAGCGCCACUCACUGCCCCGGCGUCGGGAGUGUCGCAUUGCGAUGCCGAAGUCCAGACUCGGAGCCCGGACGUCUUCGAGCAAAGCUCGGAACGGGAACGGGACGCAGGCCUGCCGCCGGGCGCCUUCAGCCUCAUCCGGAUCACCAGCAUGCGGAAGCGGCAGGUUCAACGACGGGCCGCCGAGCGGGCGAAGGCGCCCGAACCAAAGGAGCGCGUCUACCGUGCAGCCGUCUCGAUUGAUGCAGCCAUGCGCCUGACGAAGCGACCCCAGCGGCCAGCAAUGACAGUCCUGAGGGAUCCAAGGUAG
This is a messenger RNA of Symbiodinium sp. CCMP2456, 1053 nucleotides long. The record is from the annotation of a GenBank genome assembly. Lineage: Eukaryota; Dinophyceae; Suessiales; Symbiodiniaceae.